Messenger RNA from Brienomyrus brachyistius, 1971 nucleotides. RefSeq names its product tetranectin-like. NCBI's taxonomy places the organism in Eukaryota, Metazoa, Chordata, Actinopteri, Osteoglossiformes, Mormyridae. The coding region runs from base 640 to 1233 and encodes 197 amino acids. The record is from RefSeq and is a predicted model, not a curated record. The transcript is spliced from 3 exons.
UAAAUGUUGUAAUUUUCUCUACUCCCUAGACGAGCCGAUAUGAAAAUGUGGUGGUUCAGUGGCUCGCUGUAAAAUGCUGUUUAUGCAAUGCGUUGUCAGCCCCAAGGAAUUUAGUAAUACGCAAUGCAUGUGGACCAAAAGCCCGUCCAGCAUAUGAAAACCAAAGAACGAAGAUUAAAACGACAUCAGAACUAAUCUGCAACCGGUUAACGCUAAGCAUAAUAAAGAAUGAUUGAUUGGAACAAUUAGUAACGAAAGCCCUUGACUUUUUAAAGCAUGCUGUUUAUAAAUGCGUAAAAUCAAGGGCCAGUUUACAUAUGCAUAAUCAUGAAAUCUAUCAUAGCAAUUGGGUACACCAAGAACGUCUAAACAUAUAAAUUCUUGUUGCACUUCGUGAUCAAAUAAAUAGUUAUGAGGCUACAAUUUCCAAAUCAAUUUGGGUAAACGCCGAACAUGACUUAUAGUUCUUAUAGUUUUCCUCUCUUCUAUUCUUCAAGCCUGCGUGUUGGGGCGCACACACUUGACUCUUUGUUUUCUCCCUCCCUCCCUCGCCUUUGAGCGCAUCUUGCAUUGCAGCGUUUAACACUCCGUGAUCUGAGGUCUGCCCCAGAAAGGGUGCGCUCACCCGCAGGCGCCGCCAUGCAUUACAGAGGAGUGCGCGUUUUGCUCUGUCUUCUGUUUCUUGCCCAUCACUCCUUCCAGGAGACCCCUUCCAAGAAAAAGAGCGGAAAGAAAGGCGGGAACACGGCUGCCAUUGAGGAGCUGAAGAAGCAGGUGGAGGACAUCAUGCAGGACGUGCGGCUGCUGAAGGAACAGCAGGCCCUGCAGAGGGUUUGCCUGAAGGGAACCAAAAUCGACGACAAAUGCUUCCUAGCAGUGAGCACGAAGAAGAGCUACCAUGUGGCCAACGAGGACUGCAUGGCCAUGGGGGGCACCCUCAGCACCCCCGUGACGGGCGACGAGAAUGACCAGCUAUACGAGUAUGUGCGACGUCGCAUGGGACCUGAGGUGCAGGUGUGGCUGGGCAUCAAUGACAUGGUCUCCGAGGGCCACUGGGUGGACAUGUCGGGCUCCAGCGUGCGCUACAAGAACUGGGAGACGGAGAUCACCCGGCAGCCGGACGGCGGCCGCACGCACAACUGCGCCGUGCUCUCCACCACGGCCAACGGCAAGUGGUUCGACGAGAGCUGCAAGGUGGAGAAGGCCUUCGUCUGCGAGUUCAAUAUCGUUUGAGCCGCCGGCGUGCUCCUCUCACCCUAUUGGUGCAUGUGACCCAAAUAUCUUGUUUGAUUGGAGGAUUGAGAUCGCCUAAAAACAUACAUUUCAUCACUCUAGUUUUUACUAUUCAUUUAAUCAUAGGAGUAUGUAAAAAUAAGAUUCUCUUCUAGAAAUCAGGCAGCUCUCCUACUCAACCAGAUAAUAAGCAUGUUACGAUUCUUUCGCAAUACCAGACUCCAUCGUCAUGGUGCUCAAUGAAAACGAAUGAAAUUCGUUCAAUUACAUUUUUCCCAAACCACCUUAAAUCUGACAAGUUACCCCGAUAAGCCAGUAACCCCGCUUCGUAGUACAGGCCACAAGUCAUUAAAGAAAUUUUUUUGGAUCGUUAUAUAAUCGUACAGUGGAAAAUAUGAUCAAUAAUAAUUAAUUUACUUAAAGUGAUUUGCCUCAUGUCACUUUACUUAAAUCACUUAAGUAACACUUGACCUGUAACUUUUGUGGUAACAUCUGCUAACUCAAAUUGUGAGAGUGAGAAAGUGAGAGGUUAAUUCACAGAAAUCAUUUUAAUCAGUCCUACAUUCUUGGCUUUUGUGCAAUGAUUUAUUUAUAUAUCUGUUACUUUGUUAAAGCAGUUAUUUUCCAACGAUUAUUUCAGAUAGCUGGCUUUUGCAUUGUUUUAAUCAAGAAGUCUAAACUGAUAUAACCAAAGAAAAGUACUCUAAAAAAUAUUUCAAUAAAACGCUAAAAAAAAAA